AUGGGCAAGAAUGAAAAUACCAGCAUCUUCAAUAUCUCCUAUGCCAACUUCCUCUUGAUGGGUUUCCCUGGAUUGCAAGAGGGACGGCUCCUCCUCAUUUUCCCUUUUACUUUCCUCUAUGUGACCAUCAUCUCUGCUAAUGUCCUGGUCAUCCACAUAGUGGUGGCCCAGCGGAAUCUGCAUCAGCCCAUGUAUGUGCUCAUUGCUCUGCUCCUGGCUGGCAACAUUUGUGCUGCCACAGCUGUGAUGCCUAAAAUGCUGGAGGGCUUUGUGCAUUAUGCCAACCCAUCACUGCAUGGCUGCCUGGCCCAGAUGUUCUUUAUCUACUUCACCCUCCUUCUGGACUACAAUCUCCUCCUAGCUAUGGCUCUGGACCGCUAUGUGGCCAUUUGCCACCCACUCCGCUAUACUGACCUGAUGACAUCCCGCUUGCUGAGUCUACUGACCAUUUUUGCCCUAACACGGAGCCUGGGCGUGGCAGUCCCCUCGGUGGUACUAACUGCACGAGCUCAUUUCUGCCGUACGGCAGUGGUUCAACACUUCACCUGUGAGUACAUCGCACUGCUGAGCAUAGCUUGUGGCGACCUGACCUUCAACAACCAGUUGGGGCUGGCUAUACGGCUGGUCACUGUGAUCUUCGAUCUGGCUUUGCUAGGAACCUCCUAUACUCGCAUCAUAUAUGCUGCCUUCCAGAUCUCUUCUAGAGGAGCCCGAGCGAAGGCUCUACACACAUGUGGUUCCCACUUACUGGUCAUCCUCACCAUCUACCUCUCUGGCCUUUCCAGUUCCAUUGUCUUCCGAAUGGCCAAGUCUGUCUCUCAGGAUGUCCAGAAUCUACUCAGUGCUAUAUACUUACUGCUCCCAGGAGCCUUGAAUCCUCUCAUUUAUGGGGUGAGGACUAGAGAAAUUCGGCAACAUAUAGAAAAGAUGCUCUGUAAACGGGAAUCACUCCAGGAGGUUGGAGAGCAGCCAAAGAGACUUCAGAGUAUGAGAGUAGACAGGAAGUUGCCAGGAUAG
Molecule: messenger RNA, 1017 nt
Organism: Cavia porcellus (domestic guinea pig)
Lineage: Eukaryota; Metazoa; Chordata; Mammalia; Rodentia; Caviidae
Product: olfactory receptor 52Z1P-like
Exons: 1
Coding region: 1-1017 (338 amino acids)
Biological process (GO): G protein-coupled receptor signaling pathway
Cellular component (GO): plasma membrane
Molecular function (GO): olfactory receptor activity; G protein-coupled receptor activity
Source: RefSeq, a predicted model, not a curated record